Molecule: messenger RNA, 876 nt
Organism: Athalia rosae (coleseed sawfly)
Lineage: Eukaryota; Metazoa; Arthropoda; Insecta; Hymenoptera; Athaliidae
Product: pyridoxal phosphate phosphatase PHOSPHO2-like
Exons: 1
Coding region: 61-789 (242 amino acids)
Molecular function (GO): phosphatase activity
Source: RefSeq, a predicted model, not a curated record
UCAAAUAUUUUUACCUGCAAUUAUUGUUCAGAUAUUAAAGUUUAUAGGUUUUCCACUUAGAUGACUCGUCCACUGCUGAUUGCAUUUGAUUUCGAUCACACAAUCGUGGAUGAUAACACUGAUAUUGUUGUUCGAAAACUCAUGCCAGAAGAAAAACUUCCAGAAUCUGUUAAAGGCUUAUAUCGCUCUGAUGGAUGGACUGCUUACAUGGCAAAGAUUUUUGAUUUACUCCACGCAUAUUCAAUUAAUGAAGCGGAUAUAAAUAGAGCAAUAGACAACAUACCUGCUGUAUCUGGGAUGGAAUCUCUGUUAAGGAGAUUGCAUUCGUUUAACUGUGAUAUUAUAAUAAUAAGUGAUUCUAAUUCUGAGUUUAUAACACAUUGGUUGAAGCAUAAAAAAUUAGACCAUCUAAUAUCACGUGUGUUUACCAAUCCUGCUCACUAUAAUGAUGAUGGUUUACUAAAAAUAGAAAUGUACCACUUUCAAGAUUGGUGUAAAUUGAGUACUCAUAAUCUUUGCAAAGGGCAUAUUUUGGAGCAGUAUAUCAAAGAUUCCCUCAAUAACGGAAUAUCUUUUGAUAGAGUAGCAUACGUUGGCGAUGGGAAGAAUGAUUAUUGCCCUAUCUUAAGACUUUCAGAAAAAGACUUUGCUUUUCCAAGGAUAGGUUAUUCACUUAUAAAAUUGUUGAAUGAUACUGAAGCGAAUAAACAGCAUCAAGUCAAAGCAAAGACGAUCCCAUGGAGCAAUGGUAUAGAAAUUUUAGAAGGACUCGGACUGUCUGUUGAAUAAAAAACAAUCUUUUGUAUUAAUAACAUCAAGUUCACGUGAGAUAGAUAAUUAAUAAAAUCGUCAAUUAAUUCUGUUUGCCAAUCAAAA